GCAUCGUUCUAGAAGAUACUUUUUAUCGUUUCCUUCGAUUUUGAAAGUCAUCAUGACGAGUUACAACGAUAAAGGAUCUCAGCCUAUUGGAGGAAAAUUCCUCAGUUUUGAUUAUAUAAAAUUCUGGGUUGGAAAUGCUAAGCAGGCCGCCAGUUUCUAUCGAUGUAGGAUGGGAUUUGAACCAUUUGGAUAUCGUGGUUUAGAAACUGGCUAUAGACGAGCAGCGGCACACGUUGUCAAACAGAACAAAAUAAUGUUCAUGUUCGAAUCUCCGUACGAACCUGAUAAUGAAGAAAUGUCAGAUCAUCUUUCCCGACAUGGAGACGGCGUGCGAGAUGUAGCGUUCAAUGUUGAAGAUAUCGAUACCAUUGUGAAGGUUGCUAAGCGAAAGGGCGCCGAAAUAGUGCGCGACAUAUGGGAGGAAAGCGACGAAUAUGGCAUCGUGAGGAUGGCCACUGUGAAAACUUAUGGUGAUACGCUCCAUACAUUUGUUGAUAGAACGAGGUACAAAGGCUUCUUCUUGCCGGGUUUCGUGAGGGUAUCAAAGGAUGCUCUUCUCGAUCAAUUGCCGCAAGUACAUUUGAAUUUUGUAGACCAUGUAGUGGGUAAUCAGCCCGACAAACAAAUGGAAUCCGUUGCGAAAUGGUACGAAGACUGCUUACAGUUUCAUAGAUUCUGGUCAGUAGACGACUCGCAGUUGCAUACGGAAUAUUCCGCGCUACGGUCCAUCGUGAUGUCGAAUUGGGAGGAGACGGUGAAGAUGCCGAUCAACGAACCCGCAUCGGGGAAGAAACGUUCCCAGAUUCAGGAAUAUGUCGAGUAUUAUGGCGGUGCCGGUGUACAGCAUAUUGCCCUUAAUACUAAUGACAUUAUUACAGCGAUAACAAAUCUGCGUGCCAGAGGUAUGGAGUUUCUUCACGUACCCGAUAGUUAUUACGACAUGCUCAGAAACCGCCUAAAAGCCAGUGGCACGAAAAUCGUGGAGGACUUGGAUAUGCUACAGAAAUUAAAGAUACUAAUAGACUAUGACGAGAAUGGAUAUCUUCUACAAAUAUUCACGAAAAAUAUGCAAGAUCGGCCAACAUUGUUUAUAGAAGUCAUACAGAGGCGCAACCAUAAUGGUUUCGGCGCUGGCAAUUUCCAAGCGUUGUUCGAAGCGAUUGAAUUAGAGCAAGCAAAACGUGGCAAUCUGUAGAAAGUUAAAUAUUAUUGAUGUAUUUGUAAAAUUAGAACUAUCAGCCAACAUAAAGUAAUCCUAUGAAAGAGUGAA
Acromyrmex echinatior (Panamanian leafcutter ant) is the source of this 1270-nucleotide messenger RNA. RefSeq names its product 4-hydroxyphenylpyruvate dioxygenase (gene Hpd). The record is from RefSeq and is a predicted model, not a curated record. Lineage: Eukaryota; Metazoa; Arthropoda; Insecta; Hymenoptera; Formicidae. Gene Ontology annotation, molecular function: 4-hydroxyphenylpyruvate dioxygenase activity. Gene Ontology annotation, biological process: L-tyrosine catabolic process. Gene Ontology annotation, cellular component: Golgi membrane; endoplasmic reticulum membrane.